UGUGGGAGGCUCGGCCGCGCUCCUCGCUGGGAUGGAUUACGCCAAGUCCCUGAGUCUGCGCCUAGCUGACCCCAUCUCCAGGUGCGUCUCCGCAAGCGCCUCCAUGACCCAGCAGCUGCUGUCGAGCCCAGCGCCGCGGCCCCGGCCCUACCGCGUCUGCAACUGGGACCGCAGCCUGCGCAAGGGCGUCAUGGCACGGAGCCUCGACGAGCUGCUGCGCGAGGUUCAGAGCGCCCUGCUCGCGCCGGGGCCCGUCUCGCUGGUCCUGGAUGAGGACGGCACGGCUGUGGAGACGGAGGCUUUCUUCCAGACGCUGGAGGAGGGCACGGUGUUCAUGGCCCUGAGCAAGGGGCAGACGUGGUGCGCCUCCAAGACACCGGGCUACCAGCUGAGCCUGUCCCACAAGCCGCGCCGCAGGAUCGACGUGGCUUGCAUCACCUUCGACCUCUACAAGACCAGCCCCAAGGACCUGGGCUGCCUCAACGUCAAAGCCACCCUCUACGGCACCUACAGCAUGUCCUACGACCUGCGCUGCUACGGGGCCAAGCGGCUCAUGAAGGAAGCUCUGCGCUGGACGCUCUUCACCAUGCAGGCCACGGGCCACGUGCUGCUGGGCACCUCCUGCUACAUGCAGCAGCUCCUGGAUGCCACGGAGGAGCCCAAGGAGGAGCACGCGGAGAGAGCCCCGGCCCUGCAGAGCCUCCUGCCCCGCAGCCUCCCGCCCCUGCCCUGCAGGAAGACCCUGCGAUGAGGGCUCGGCGCUCCAGGGAUGCGCCUCUCGUCCCUCCGAGGUCACUGCACGGGGGGAGGCUGCCUGCACCCCGCUCUGGCACCUGCACCCGUUUCCCUCCCCACGCACCUCUUCGGCUUGGCGCAACCAGGGCGGCUGGAAUCUGCCUGGACGCUUCUCCCUUGCACGUUGCUGGCUGAACAUGGCCAGGUCUUCUGUGGUGUCUGCUACUCUGUAAAUAUAUUUAUUUAAGUAAAGCUCUAUAUACUCCA
Molecule: messenger RNA, 1002 nt
Organism: Rhea pennata
Lineage: Eukaryota; Metazoa; Chordata; Aves; Rheiformes; Rheidae
Gene: CIDEC
Product: cell death inducing DFFA like effector c
Exons: 6
Coding region: 32-751 (239 amino acids)
Biological process (GO): apoptotic process; regulation of apoptotic process
Source: RefSeq, a predicted model, not a curated record